Messenger RNA from Megalobrama amblycephala (Wuchang bream), 748 nucleotides. Its product is annotated as progranulin-like. NCBI's taxonomy places the organism in Eukaryota, Metazoa, Chordata, Actinopteri, Cypriniformes, Xenocyprididae. Gene Ontology annotation, cellular component: extracellular region. Bases 148 to 606 code for a protein of 152 amino acids. The transcript is spliced from 5 exons. The record is from RefSeq and is a predicted model, not a curated record.
GUGAUCACUUAACAUGUAAAUUCACUGUUUUUACAGUGGGAGGAGCCAUGUGUAUGUAAAUAUAAGGCAUACAGUCAGAACAUCACAGAACAGCUCAGACAGCAGCAGAACACAAUCCACAAAGAAGAAACCCAGCCCGUGAGCAAGAUGUUUCCAGUGUUGAUGUUACUCAUGGCAGCUCUUGUAGCUGCAGAUGAGACACUGAUGGAGCUCACAGGCCCAGUAGAGUCUGACAGUGACUCUGUCUCUGGUGUGCGCUGUGAUGCUGCUACUGCAUGUCCUGAUGGAACAACAUGCUGUCUGAAUCUUUACGGACAGUGGGGCUGCUGUGUGUACCCAAUGGGUCAUUGCUGCAAAGAUGGACGUCAUUGCUGUCCUCAUAGUUCUUACUGCGAUUCAACAUCAAGCUAUUGUGUGAGUGGGUGGUUGAGACUGCCAUCUUCUCCUCAGCUGGCCUCCAAAGCUAUCCAGAAAACUCAGGAUCUUGAAAGGCAGACCGAGACUGAGAUUGUUCACUGUGAGGGAAAUGUCUACUGCCCAGCUGAGAAGUUCUGCUGCAAGACUGCGACUGGCCAGUGGGGGUGCUGCAGCGGGUUGGUGUUGUAAGGAAACAACUCUCAUGACCUCGGUGAACUAUCAAGACUAUCAAAGUGACAGAGGCUUUCAACAUCCAAACUUAAUUCAUGUAUAAUCAUUAAUAGAAUUACAGUCAAACUGAUUUGCCAUUUAAUAAAUGAUUUGAGAAUGA